Messenger RNA from Clupea harengus (Atlantic herring), 2356 nucleotides. RefSeq names its product G protein subunit beta 3a (gene gnb3a). Lineage: Eukaryota; Metazoa; Chordata; Actinopteri; Clupeiformes; Clupeidae. Gene Ontology annotation, molecular function: protein binding. The record is from RefSeq and is a predicted model, not a curated record. Gene Ontology annotation, biological process: signal transduction.
UGUGUGUGUGUGUGUGUGUAGUUCAUCCUCCUGUUUGGUUCAUCCUCUUUUCUGUCAGCCUUUUGUGUUUUACACCUGUUUUGUGUCAUUUGACCCCAUGACCUGAUUCUGGAUCCCAUUUGGUGAGUUUUCUCCUCUGUCCUUUCUCUUUCUACCCCUCCAUAAACACAUACAUACACACACACACACACACACACACACACACACACACACACACACACACACACACAUACACUGUCCUCCCUCCCACUUUUGCUCUGUCCAUCCCUGGAUUUAUCCCCCUCAUCCCUGAUCUCCCUUCAUCCCUCUCAAUCCUCAUCUGUUCUUCGUAGUGGCAACAGAGAGGGAAAGAGAGAGAAGGACAGAGUGCCUGUGUGAAUGUGUGUGUGAGCGACACAGAUUUCAAAUAGUGCAUACGACAGGAAAAACUGAAUGAGUGUUAUAGUUCUGGGAAAAGACAGCGUGGUGGAACUACCCUAAACAUCAGAACAACACCAAACAAGAGGAGACAGACAGAAUUCUCCCUGUCCCCCUGAUCUCACUUCCGGCCUGUGUCACCUGGUGACAGCACCUGACCAGCCAUCGCCAUGGGUGAAAUGGAGCAGCUGCGAAAGGAGGCGGAGAGCCUGAAAGAUCAAAUCAUUGUAGCCCGUAAAGGAUUUGCUGACACCACGCUACAGGAGGCCGUCGCUGGGACGGCUGUGGUGAGUCGUGUCCAGCUCAAGACCAGGAAGACGCUGAGGGGACACUUAGCCAAGAUCUACGCCAUGCACUGGGGCGCUGGCUUGACGCAGUGCGUUAGCGCUUCUCAGGAUGGCAAACUGAUAGUAUGGGACACCCUCAGCACCAACAAGGUCAAUGCCAUCCCCCUGAAGUCAUCGUGGGUAAUGACGUGUGCAUACGCUCCAUCUGGGAACCUAGUGGCAUGCGGUGGACUGGAUAACAUGUGCUCCAUCUACAACCUGAAGGGCAAGGAUGGAAAUGUCAAGGUCAUGCGCGAGUUAGCAUCACACACAGGCUACCUGUCCUGCUGUCGUUUCGUAAGUGACAGUGAGAUCAUCACCAGCUCCGGUGACUGCACCUGCAUCUUGUGGGAUAUUGAGACAGGGACAGAGAAGACCAUCUUUGCAGGUCACCUGGGAGACUGUAUGUCCCUGGGUGUGGCUCCAGACUUUAAGAGCUUCAUCUCUGGGGCCUGUGACUACACAGCCAAACACUGGGACAUUCGGGAUGGAAACUGUACCCACACACUGAGUGGACAUGAGAGUGAUGUUAAUGCCAUCGGGUUCUUCCCCAACGGUAACGGAAUCCUCACAGGCUCCGAUGACGCCACCUGUAAGCUUUAUGACCUGCGGUCUGACCAGGAGCUCAUUACUUACCAGGACGCCACCAUCAUGUGUGGCGUCACCUCCCUCGCCCCCUCUCUAUCUGGAAGACUCCUCCUGGCUGGCUACGAUGACUUCAACGUCAACAUCUGGGACGCACUGAAGGCAGAGAGAGUGGGUGUGCUGGCUGGUCAUGAUAACAGAGUGAGCUGCAUUGGAGUGUCAUCUGACGGAAUGGCCUGCUGCACGGGAUCCUGGGACAGCUUCCUGAAGAUAUGGAACUGAAGUGAUUCCAAAAACACCAAGCACAUAUAAAGCAAGCUGGGAGUGGUAGACAAGAUGAAAAUCAGGGUGGGGUGGGGGGUGAGCGAGCUUAAGAGAGCUAUAGGUAGAACAGGGCAUAAAAUAUGAGCAGAUAAAAGUGGGAGUUCUGUUGUGCCAAGUCCUACCAAAGGCAUGAGAGGGGGUCUCUUGGAGGCCAACUGCUUUGGGUUGACAUGGAGACACAUUGUUCAGCAAAACACUGGCUCUACGGGCUGGAAGUUUAUUUGGGAAAUUAGCCAUCAAUGCUGUUAAAUUCUAAAGGAAUUUGGUAGGAUUUGGCAAUUUCAAAACUAGUUCCAACUCUAGUCAUACUUCACAAUUAAAAAGUAGAUACCCUCUGUAUAGCACACCAGUUUCCUCACAGAAGUUGCCAAAUGGUUAAGCAAGUUUUUGGAAGAAACUAUAAAUUGUUUAUCUAGGUUUACACAGAUGAUAGGACCACUUUUAUAUUCAGUUAAAUGUUAUACAGCUGUUAUGUGCGUUUGGCUGUCGUGUGUUUGAAGCAUUAUUGAUGGUUUUAUUUUACAUUGUUUCUUUUGGAAUGUGUUGGCUGUAGAAUGCUAGUUUUCUUUUCAGUUUGUAGUGUAGAUUAAUUUAUGAUUCCUCAGAGUUCUCCAGCCAUCUCACACAGCUGAAAAAUGACCAUGUGCUACACUCUGAUAAUGUGGCGAUCAGCUGAACUGAUCAACUCUGGCAGCAACCACAAA